Oncorhynchus gorbuscha (pink salmon) is the source of this 1326-nucleotide messenger RNA. RefSeq names its product venom prothrombin activator vestarin-D1-like. Gene Ontology annotation, molecular function: serine-type endopeptidase activity; calcium ion binding. The record is from RefSeq and is a predicted model, not a curated record. Gene Ontology annotation, cellular component: extracellular region. NCBI's taxonomy places the organism in Eukaryota, Metazoa, Chordata, Actinopteri, Salmoniformes, Salmonidae. The transcript is spliced from 4 exons. Gene Ontology annotation, biological process: proteolysis. The coding region runs from base 78 to 947 and encodes 289 amino acids.
GGAGUGAGUGGGAGUCAUAUGAGCUGGCUUUGUUUACCUCAAACCGCUUCAGUUUUGGGUGAUUCAGGUCAGCCACGAUGCUGCUGAAAACAAAUUGUGCACUUUGGGCCAUUUCAAGUGUAAUUUCUGCCGCCGUCUUCUUGAAGAAGGAUGAUGCGCACCUGGUGCUUGACAGAGCAAGGCGCGCCAACAGCGGCUACUUCGAGGAGUUGUUUCAGGGCAACAUCGAGCGCGAGUGUUUCGAGCAAAUUUGUAACUAUGAAGAGGCUCGGGAAGUUUUCGAGGACGACGCCCAAACGAAAAGGUUUUGGUUGACAUACACGGGUCAGGAUCCCUGCCUGGUCAACCCAUGCAAAAACAAUGGAUCUUGUGUUUACAUGGAUGACUCUUACACAUGUCAGUGUCUGGGAGGCUAUGAAGGAAAAUACUGUCAGACAGGUAGGAAGAGAUUUCUUAGCUGCCAUUUUUAUACCAAUAGUUUACACCGGUGUUUCCAAGUUGGCACCCCGCCAGCCCCCUCCUCACGCUUCCUCCACAGGCUAGCCGUGCCCAUCCUGCCCAACUCUGAGUGCACCCUCAAGAGCGGCUUCAACUUUACCCAGAACAUGCUGUGUGCCGGCUACAUGAAGGGGAACCAGGCGGCCUGUAGGGGGUACGGCGGGAGCCCCCUGGUCACUUACUACGGGACCACCCACUUCCUGAUGGGCGUGGUGGGCUGGGGGAAGGGCUGCCCCAAACAGGGUUUCUAUGGCGUCUACACUACCGUAGCCAACUACCUGGACUGGGCUGAGGAGGUGAUGAAUACUCCUUCAGUCAGAGCCCCGGUGCCUUCAGUCAGUGCCCCGGUGAUGCCAUUCCUGCUAGAGAUGGCAUUAGAUGAGGUUCAGAUUCAGCAGGCUACGGAGAAGUUAUUGCCACCACCUCCCAAUGUGCAGAGCAUUGGCUAACUCCCAUUAAAUUUGUCACCAGUCACCACACAACACCAAUUGUCAUUACAGUGAAUCUAUUGUCACAUAACAUUACUAGAUAUUUUUAUAUUACAUGGAAGCUACAGUAUAUCAUGCUAAUGGUGUAGCAUAUCGUCCUGUUUCAUCACUUUGUAAGCAGACAUCUUUUCACUCUGCUAUUCUUUUCAUUUGACUCUUAAUGUGAAGUGUAUAUUUCAAGUGGUGAUUUGGAUGACCUGAUGCCAUACAGAAUGUUUGACCUGAUGCCAUACAGAAUGUUUGAACUGAUGCCAUACAGAAUGUUUGACCUGAUGCCAUACAGAAUGUUUGACCUGAUGCCAUACAGAAUGUUUGACCUGACGCCAUACAGAAUGUUUGA